AUGUCUCAUCUUUCUGACUCACCCAACUCUAUGGCGGUGGACGACCCGGGUGUGCAGUUGCGUUCAGCAGGCAUCUCCAUUACCGAACUUGUGAUGAUGGAAAUUGGCUUUAGCCUCUGUGGAAGCGGCUUUGCCCCAGGACCAAUGGACAGCCUUAUGGACUCCUUUUGGAUAGAUUCAUCCAAAAUCUUGGAGCCUCCUCUUUGUGAACUCAAGCCCACGUCUCCAGGAUCUACAAAGUCAACAAGCAGCUUGGAUUCCUUACUGCAAGGAGCAUCAAAUACUGCAUCGGGCUCAACUCCACCCCUAUCUCCAUGGCCAAAAGAUAUAGAGGAGCGUCUGCUUCCAGCUUCACCUGAAAGGAAAGGAAGUAAUUUCGGAGAUCCUGUGAACAGCUUGUGGCAAAGUGAUGUGACUUGCGAAUGUCAUUUAUCAUCGUCAGCAUUACCAUCGCCACCAACCCUUCCAGACCAAAAUCAAACCAAGAAGACUGUACUUCUAGGCACUGACUUGCUUCAGGGUUUUGAUGCGAAUGAGGCUACUUCAACAUCUGAUGGAUUAGAAGAACAACUUGCCAGUGCUGACAAUGCCUGGACGGCUGCAUUAGAAUUAUCAGGUGAGGCUUAUAUGAUCAUAAUGGCAACAUCAAGACUGGUUAGCCAUGCUUUACAAAACGAUUACUCCAUCAGUGACCAGACAAUCAAGGUUAAUAAUUGCGGAAUUAAUUCGGAUCCUGAAAGCACAGAGACCGGUUCCGAAGGUGAAGAUAAUCUUAGCAAGGGAGCGUCACCGCAGCGAAACCGCAGUCGUGUGUUCAUUGAAGGACGUAUAGAAGUUGUGGAGGACCUUUGCUCUUCUGAUCUUGAUGACAGCGAUGAAGAAGAUGUUGGUCGAUCUCCUACAAAGAAGGCAGCAUUAACCUCUCCUUUAUUGUCCACAUCCACUCAGACUCUGCGGCAUUCCCAGUCGUCAAAAAUUGAUUACACAGAGCCUUGGUGGCCGCAGAGAUCCAGUUCGGUGUUCCAACGCCUUAAUGCUCGGGAAUUUGAUGUUGGUGGCGGUGGUAUUGGACGUAGUCGAAGGCAGCUGGAGUUGUGGGAAUUUAUCCUGCGCUCUCUCGAUGCGAGACCGGCCAAUGAUACGGGGUCAGCCUUCAAGUGGGUCAACCGAUCAGUCGGAGUGUUUCGUGUGACAGACACGCAGAAGGCGGCCAAAGAAUGGGGCCUUUAUCGCGGCAAUGAAAGAAUGGACUACGAGAAGAUGGCUCGUGCUAUGCGAGACUUUGCACAGGUUCUUGAUUACGUAUUUUGUAGGUUCUACUAUAAGGAAUGCGUGCUUCGGAAGGCUAGCAAACAGUUGCAUUUCCAAUUUUCAAUGCCAUUUGUCUCGUGGUCUCAACGGCAUAAUUCCUGCGAAAGUUUUUCCACUGCAGCGUCGUGA
Molecule: messenger RNA, 1440 nt
Organism: Hydatigera taeniaeformis
Lineage: Eukaryota; Metazoa; Platyhelminthes; Cestoda; Cyclophyllidea; Taeniidae
Source: the annotation of a GenBank genome assembly